Molecule: messenger RNA, 1110 nt
Organism: Trichoderma asperellum CBS 433.97
Lineage: Eukaryota; Fungi; Ascomycota; Sordariomycetes; Hypocreales; Hypocreaceae
Source: RefSeq, a predicted model, not a curated record
AUGGACGCUGCGAUUAUCUGCAGUAUCUUUGUUCUUCUCCCAGCCAAGGCCAUAGGCUACUGCUUCUUAGUGAAUCGUCAUCGCCUCAUAGGCCCAUUCACGGUAGCAUCUGCAUUCCUACAAUUGAUUUAUGUUGGGAGUAACAUCGUCAGCCUUGUAUAUGGGAUUAAUUCAGUGGUUGAAGCAGCUUCGCGAGCCGGUACUCUGGCUCUUAUUAACCUGGCUCCGCUGUAUUUUUCAACACACCUGAGCUUCCUUGCCGAUAUUUUUGGCGUAUCUUUAGCCACAUAUCGGCAACUUCAUCGCUCAUGCGGGCUAGUAGCUGUAGCCCACGUUAUAUUUCAUGGAGCAUUUGCCUUAGCACAUCGUUCCCACCUCACUAAAGAGGUGUCAAGUACUGACUGGUAUUCGCUAAUUGGAGCCAUUGCAAUGAUCCUCCUCGUACUCCUUUCAAUUUCCUUCUUCCGAAAGCGUUGGUACGAAAUCUUCCUCCGACUCCACCAGACACUCUCCAUAGCUGUAAUGGUCUUCGUAAUAAGACAUCUCAUAUCAGUUCCAGAUUUCCAGUGGAUACCCGUAUAUAUCUUCAUUGGAAUAUUCUUCUCCUUAGCAGCUUUUUACAUCAUGAUCUUGAUAUACCGUAAUACAAAGCUGGGAAAGAAUUUUGCACGUUUGCGAGCUACUGGAAAAGAUGGAAUAAUGACCGCCAUUAUUGAAAUGCCUCGGCCUUUGAUUAUCAAUCCAGGUCAGUAUCUCAAUAUAUGGGUUCCUUCUCUCUCUCUCUUCUCCAGCCAUCCUUUUACAGUCACAUCUUGGGCGCCCUUUCCACAGGAAAAGGUUGAGCUACUCAUUGAAGAACGAAGUGGUUUUACUGCAAAAUUAUUCCGCCAUUCAUGUAAGACCCAAAAUGGAUAUAGAGUAUUUUUCAGCGGACCUCAUGGUAGCUCAAUCCCUGAUUGGGAAUUCGAUUCCGUUCUCAUUUUUGCCACUGGGUUCGGAAUAGCUACAAUACUACCAUAUCUCAUCAAGCUAUGUCACGGUUAUAAAGAGCGGAAAGGUCGAAGUAAACGAAUUCACCUAGUCUGGAAAGUGUAUCUUGUGGGUGAGUGA